AAUUUAAUUGUUGAUAUUAAUAAAUAAUAAACCAAAAUGGGAAAUCACAAGGUACUUCGAACUGCUGGAGCCAAUUUGCGGUACUCCAUGUAUGAGUUCAUUGAAGCCGUACACAAGCGGACGAUUAUCUGGGAGCGCCGACACCCAAACUUCCAUAACCGGGAACUUCGGGAUCAGGCUUGGCAGCAAAUUAGCCAAGAACUGUGCAAGAACUUUGCAACAGCCAGUGAUGCCGAGAAGAACGAAAUUGUAAAAACCCUAAUGAAGCGUUGGAAAAACACGCGCGACAGCUAUUUGCGUGUGUACCGAAUGCGACAGAGUGGCAAAGAUGUGAUGGUGCGGGCAUCCUACAUAUACGAGCAAGAGCUAAGCUUUCUGCUGGAUGUCAAGACUGAAACCGAUGAUGAAGAGGAGCCCCUAAAGGAGGAAACCAAAUCGCCUUGCAAACAGAAGCGCAUUUGCGCCCAAAGAACAGCUAAAAAGCGGCGAUGCUCAGAGGAGAAAACAACCGAUCUGCCGGCCGCCACAAACUCUUCAUUGCCAAAUAAUCUGCAUUCCUUGCUGGGCGAUCUUAGCGGCACAGCAGAUAACUCAACGCAUCCAGAAUGUGGUGCCACCCCCGCCAAGCGAUCAGUCACUCCAUUCUCAGGAGACUUCGCCAGCUUUACUAAUGUCUCUGCACCAACUUCCGCCGCCCCAGAUGCCGAUCAGGCGUUCUUUGAUAGCAUUAAGCCGCAUAUGCAAAGAAUGAAUGCCGAUCAAAAGCUCGACUUUCAAAUAGAAGUAUUAAAAAUACUUCGCAAUUUCAAGCCAAAUUAAAACAGUAGCUAUAGAAAUAA
Drosophila persimilis is the source of this 839-nucleotide messenger RNA. RefSeq lists its product as uncharacterized. Lineage: Eukaryota; Metazoa; Arthropoda; Insecta; Diptera; Drosophilidae. Bases 37 to 819 code for a protein of 260 amino acids. Gene Ontology annotation, biological process: regulation of transcription by RNA polymerase II. Gene Ontology annotation, cellular component: transcription regulator complex; nucleus. Gene Ontology annotation, molecular function: DNA binding. The transcript is spliced from 2 exons. The record is from RefSeq and is a predicted model, not a curated record.